UUGAUUAUAAGGGGUUUGAAGUUUUGACAUUCCGGGGAUCGGUCGGUGGGCGAAGGGCUCAAGUGAAUUUCAUGGUGCCCCUGUUUCAGGAGGCAGCCCUGGUCAGGCACAGUCAUCUAGCUUUCCUUUUUCUUUUUAUCUUCUGACUGCCAACUCAAUGCACCAUCUACAGUGACAGCGGCGGACGACCAACACUGUGCAGGAUGCAGUGGACGUGCAGUUGCAUUUCCCAUGGCCCCAUCCUGUUGCUGCUAGCGUUGCUGCUCCUCCUCAACAGCAACACCGUCCCCGCUCAUCCACUCCGCCGCCGCCGCAGCAGCAGCAGCAGUCCCAGCAACAACAACAACAACGACAACUGGCUCCCCAACCCUUUGAGUCUGGGUCAAGAUGCCACCGCAGCCCUAACCUGGCUCGACCAAAGCGCCAACCAACUCAGCAACAGCGUAGUCCACGGCCUCAACUCCGCCCUCCCUCCUGAUCCCAACUUUCCCCAAUCCCCCCCAUCCCCCUCAAAACCCCCCUCAACCACAUCACCCGCCACACCCGACAAGGACUACGGCAUCGCCUACUCCCCCUACACCGCGGAGGGAACCUGCAAACCCGCCACGCAAAUCACCCACGACCUCGCCCAGCUCUCCGGCUACGCCUUCGUCCGCAUCUACGGCACCGACUGCGACCAAACCCGCCUCGUCCUGUCCGCCGCCCGGGGAUUCGGCCUCCGCGUUUUCGCCGGCCUCUUCGACCUCCGCCACUUCUCCGAGGAUCUGGGCACCAUCAUCGAAGCCGUCGCCGACAACAGCGGGGACUGGGGCAGUAUCCACAGCAUCGCGAUCGGGAAUGAACUCCUCAACAGCGGCCAGAAUACCGCCGCCGAGGUGGUGGGCGCGGUGCAGGCGGCGCGCGCGACGCUCCGCGGGGCUGGGUACGAUGGUCCCGUCGUGGCCGUCGAUACGGUCGCGGCGCAUUUGGCCAAUCCGGGGGUGUGUGCGGUUAGUGAUUAUUGCGCGGCGAAUUGUCAUGCGUUUUUUGACGAUGAAGUUGAGGCGGGGGGCGCGGGGGGGUUUGUGAGGGGGCAGGUGGGGAAGUUACUGGAGAUGAUGGAGGGGGAUGGGGGGGCUGAGAUUGAGGAUGGGGCUGGUGGUGGUGGUCAGGGAAAGGGCAAAGGAAAGAAGGUGGUUAUCACGGAAAGCGGAUGGCCGCAUGCUGGCCAGGCGAAUGGGAAGGCCGUGCCCUCGUUGGAGAAUCAGCGCGCUGCGGUGCGGAGUUUGAGGGAGGCGUUUGCGCGGUCUGGUCCUGGAGCUGGAGCUGAUGCUGGAGAUGGGGCUGGAGCUGAUGCUGAUGCUGAUGCUGAUGCUGAUGCUGAUGCUGAUGAGUACCCAAAGAAUGGGGAGGAUGGCGAGGUAGGGCUGGUGCUGUUCUCCUCGUUCGAUGACCUCUGGAAGGUGGAUAAUGGCUAUACCUUUGGGGCGGAGAAGUUCUGGGGGAUUCUGGGGCAUUAGCUCCCCCUGUUGGUCUUCAUGCUUGUUUCAGGGGAUGAGGAAGGAAGGGUGAUAUCAUGCUGGGUUUCAUGAUAAGUUCGUGUUUCUGGUUCUUGCUUUGGUGUUUAGGGCUUGGUGUUUUCUCUGGUGUGUAUGAUAUGAUUAUGGUUGGGUACUUGUGGAAGUCAUGAGGAAUGAGG
This is a messenger RNA of Aspergillus aculeatus ATCC 16872, 1678 nucleotides long. RefSeq names its product putative cell wall glucanase (Scw4) (gene scw4). Gene Ontology annotation, molecular function: 1,3-beta-glucanosyltransferase activity; glucan endo-1,3-beta-D-glucosidase activity. The transcript is spliced from 2 exons. Lineage: Eukaryota; Fungi; Ascomycota; Eurotiomycetes; Eurotiales; Aspergillaceae. Gene Ontology annotation, cellular component: fungal-type cell wall; cell surface; extracellular region. The record is from RefSeq and is a predicted model, not a curated record. Gene Ontology annotation, biological process: cell wall organization. Bases 204 to 1499 code for a protein of 431 amino acids.